CUACUCCGUACCAAUUCACCAAUUCACCACCAUCUCACCAUUUCGCCAUGUCACCAUUUCACCACUUCGCCAUGUCACCCUCGUCGCCCCGGGCUUUCUGCGCCGGGCCAAUCCAUUUCACGUGCGGAUCUUCUCGUGCAUUUGAUGUGCUGCUUGUCUACCACCACCCAAACGCCCGCCCAGGCGUGAGAGACAGGUUGGCAAUCCUUUCCGACGACUCCGUCGCCAGCAGCCAAGCCUUGACUUCUUAGCCUCCAAACAGAUGAACAAGCCCUCGUCCCGCUCACUCUCCCGCCAUGAUCAUUGCUCCACCUCUUCUACUCUGCUCUCAUCCGACCUGUCCGAGCGAGCUUGUUGGCUCUACCGCUCGCUGGCGACGGCGUUGUGACAUGAACAUGCGCUACGGCGCCAUUCCAAUCAUAGACUCCAACCAUGACCCACCCUUUCCUUGACCCUUCAGAAUCACCAGAUAUAGCUCCUCUACCCGUGAGACGCGCCGUCCAGCUCCGUGAGUCAACCCUCGUUAAUAGCAUAUCCAAUCCAUACCGUCCUUCCAAACUGACCACCUCGCUAGGAAAUGGCGUUCUCAACCCCUACAUCUACGACCCAAACCUCCCCGUCGCCAUCCUAGGCGCCGUCAUCUUUCCAGCCGUCUCCCUCUUCCUCGUGUACCAAUACUUCCGCUACCGCUCCUGGUUCUUUUGGGCCGCUGUCAUCGGCGUCCUCAUGGAAGCCACCGGCUUCCUCUGCCGCGUCAUCUCCGCCCACCACGAACACCAAGACCUCCCCUUCCUCGUGGCCUUCCUCAUGAUCCUGCUCGCCCCUUCCUUCCUCGCCGCCGCCUGCUACACCGCCUUCAGCCGCGUCGUCUGGUUCUCGUGCCCGACCCACGCCCUCGAUUUCAAAACCCUCUGGUGCUUCCCCCGUUGGAUCACCCCGACCUUCGUCAUCUUCGACCUCGUUUCCUUCCUCAUCCAGCUCGUCGGCGGCGGCCUCAUCUCCAGCGCCUAUGACCGUGACCCCAGCCUCGACCGCAGCAUCGAAACCUCGGAGAAGAAGAUGCUUCCAGGCCGCAUCAUCCUCAUCCUAGGCCUCAUCCUGCAGAUGUCGUGCUUCGCCUCGUUUGCUGUGAUUGCUGUCCGCUACUUUGUCAUUUCCAGGAAAUGGCGGGAAGAAGAUUUGGGCGACUGGGCAAUGUGGCGCCGCCUCAGCGGAAUGAUCAACACGGCCGCCGCCUUCAUCACGCUUCGCGCCAUCUACCGCACGGUGGAGAUUCCGCACGACAAGGAUACAGGGCUGAAGUAUCUGCAGAGCCAUGAGUGGUGCUUUUGGGUCUUUGAUGCGCUGCCCAUCCUAGCCACCUUGGUCGUCUUUGCCGUCUGGCAUCCGGGACGAUACUUGCCCAGGAGUUAUACGGGGCUUGCCUUGGACAAGAGGAGGGCGAUUCAGCAAAAGGAGGAGAUUAGGCCGCCCAGUUUUGUGGGUAAGGUGGAUGGUAGCCAGGAAAUCCACGAGGACGAGUUGAGGGAAUUCCGGCCAGAGGACUUUGGGGACGCGAGGGUGGUGGGGAGGAGUGGGCCAGUAUAGAUGAGGCAAUGUGGGAGGAAAGUUUUACGGGAAUAUUACUUAAAAUACAUGCAUGUUUGAACGGGAAUGCUUAGAAAAGCGUAAGGGAUCGGACAGGGGGACGGAGUCAACAUUGAUACCAUUGCAUUUACGGCGUUAUUUUAUGUCCCAUUAAAAAGCGGAAGUUCAGUCUCGACUGGCGUUAGGAAGGCGGAAAAGAAACUACAAAGCGGAAAUCGAAUUCGUC
Molecule: messenger RNA, 1813 nt
Organism: Westerdykella ornata
Lineage: Eukaryota; Fungi; Ascomycota; Dothideomycetes; Pleosporales; Sporormiaceae
Exons: 1
Coding region: 433-1587 (384 amino acids)
Cellular component (GO): membrane
Source: RefSeq, a predicted model, not a curated record